AUUUUAAAAUAAGUCUUUGGAAACCUUGAUUUAACUCUUUCCUUUUUAUCCCAUAACGUCGCCACGUGGAAGCAACGGAUCCAGUUUGACAGCUCGCAAAUCUUUCAUAUUUUCUUCGCAAGUAAAAGCAAAGCCAAGAGGCCAUGAUGAUGAUGAUGAUGACACCAAGACAGGGUCGUCGUCCGUGUCUAGUAGCGUGGGUUCUGUAUUAUGUGCUUGGUUGGAGCUUGCCGCUGGUGACUGGUUGGUGUUUGCUUUCGGCACCCAAUCGUCCUGAUUCCAGCAACAGCAGAACAACCUGCAGCCAUCGGCCGUCGUUUCUUCGUCCCACAACAUGUCAUCGUGGUCUCUCUUUGACUCGGUUGUGGGAGCGCCAAAAAAGGCAACCAAGAAAGUUGGAUGACGAGGAUUACGCACCAUCGUUGUAUGAAGACGAAGCGGCUGAUUCGUAUUUGGACGAUUUCUACCAAGAUGACGACAAUGAUGUUGAUGGCUAUGACGGGUAUGAGGACGACCCCAACCAGUACUACCAACCACCGCGUGUGGAAUGGGAAGAACUCCAAGUUCCCCCCCGUAAUGGACGUUCCUCCAAAGUUUUCGUCUUGCUGCCCCCGUCUCCUCCGACGAUGCAUCCAUUGCCAUCGGCCAUUCUCCAUUUUGUGGGUGGCACGGGAUUUGGUUCUUCCCCAAAAGACUUUUAUCGACAAUGGUUGGAAGAUAUUGUGUUGCAUACACAGUGUGCCAUUGUCGUGACACCCCUGCCCGUUAUUACGCCACUCGACCGCGCAGCUGCACCGUUGGAUCACGUCGACAUGGCACGGAGUCUUCGCCAUCAAUUCCAAUAUGCGUUCCGACAUGUCUUGCAAGAUGAAUAUGAAGAGGAAUUGCUGGCAUCGGUACCCGUUGCUGGAUUGGGACAUUCCUUGGGAGCUCGAAUUUUGGUCGUACUGGCCACCAUGAUGAACAAUAACAACACAAAGCCAAGUCGUCGUGGUGGUGGUGAAGAUAGUCGUCGCAAGUUGCCCGAAUUGCGCUACAAGUCCAUGAUACUCGUGAGUUUCACCAACUUUGGAGCAUCGGCGGGUAUUCCAGGCAUUGGAUCAAUUGCCAAGGAACGACAACGGCUCAAUCGGAAAUUGCAGGAACAACAACAAAACGACGCGUCUAGGAGGAGAAGAUCCAAGAUCAACAGCUACUACAGGAUGAUGAUGACGAGGAUGACGACUAUGAUUAAUUAUGACAGAAACAGCCCACGCCGGAAUCGACGACGACGACGAGACAAUGACUACGACGACGAAGAUGAUAUUCCCGAAUGGGGCGAACUCUGGUCCGACUUCACAGAGGUGCUACAAGAAGGCGCCGAUCGGAUCAAGACCCAGGUGACGCCACAAGCGCACAAUCUCGAGUUUUCACCCACCCCGCGACAGUUGUGGAGGAGAUUGGGACAAGACGACAAUGAAUGCCACUAUCAUGUCCCGCAAACAUUGCUGGUACAAUUUGAUCAGGAUGACAUGGAUCAAUCCGCCAAACUGGCCACUUUGUUGAUGAAGAGUCCGAAAAACAAGAGCAGCCGCCCAAAAACUAGUAGUACAACCACCAAUGCUACAACAAUGGUCGACGAAACUGAAACUGAAACCACGGAUCUCAAGUUUGCCCGAUUGCGAGGCACUCACUUGACACCCGUGACGCCUCCUCAUACAAAGUCAUCAUCAUCCGAUCCAACACGGCGAGAGGGGUUGCUCAAGAAAUGGUCUUCCAAAUCCUUCUCGGCGGUCUGGGGGGCCGUCCAGGGGAAUAUUGUGGGUGGAAACGAUAAUGGCGGAAACUUGAGCCAGGCAGAAGCUCUCUUGUUGCUGCGGCAAUCCAUUACACGGUACAUUACAGAUGUUGUCACCAAGUAA
Molecule: messenger RNA, 1901 nt
Organism: Seminavis robusta
Lineage: Eukaryota; Bacillariophyta; Bacillariophyceae; Naviculales; Naviculaceae
Source: the annotation of a GenBank genome assembly